Molecule: messenger RNA, 1884 nt
Organism: Rhizoctonia solani
Lineage: Eukaryota; Fungi; Basidiomycota; Agaricomycetes; Cantharellales; Ceratobasidiaceae
Product: Serine/threonine-protein kinase
Exons: 10
Coding region: 1-1884 (627 amino acids)
Biological process (GO): protein phosphorylation; mitotic DNA damage checkpoint signaling
Cellular component (GO): nucleus
Molecular function (GO): protein serine/threonine kinase activity; ATP binding
Source: RefSeq, a predicted model, not a curated record
AUGCCUUCCGGAGCAGUGAUGGACGCGUUCAAGAAUUUGAUCCGACAUGGCAAGCAUGCUCGGGCACCGGCCGCCCAGGCUGCGUCACCGGUAGUGACCGACCACCAGGCAUCGAGACGUGAUGACGGCGCUUCCCGAAGCAGCCGAGAGCGGGAACGAGAACGAGAACGAGAACGAGAACGGGAGCGAGAACGAGAAUCUCGAGAGCAAGAACGGCAACGACAGAGUGCACAGGAAAAGGCACAAAUGCAAAUGCCAUCGAAACACGAAUCGAUUCCUACCACCGAGAACAAGCCCUAUUCACGCGAGGCCGAGAUGAUAGUUGCCGAAGAGCGCGAGGCCGCGAGCAAGAUGCCCCAGUUCCCUGCCCUCGAGCGAUACAGGAUGAUCGAGAAGAUGGGAGAUGGUGCUUUCUCCAAUGUCUUCAAGGCUGUCGAUCUCCAGACGGGCAAGAAAGUCGCUGUCAAGGUCGUCCGCAAGUACGAGAUGAGCAGCUCACAGGACGGAAACAAGCACCUGAACGAAAAAUUCAAGAAAAAGGGUCAGCGCGUCACGGAGCGCGCAAAUAUACUCAAAGAAGUUUCCAUUAUGCGUGGCCUCAACCACCAAUCUAUCGUUAAGCUCUUGUCAUUUAGCGAAUCCGAUGAACACUUUUUCCUCGUCUUGGAACUGAUGGGUGGAGGAGAGCUCUUCCAUCAAAUUGUCAAGCUCACCUACUUUAGUGAGCCCCUUGCACGACAUGUUAUCCUCCAAGUCGCACACGGCAUUCGCUAUCUACAUGAAGAACGGGGUGUCGUACACCGUGACAUCAAGCCCGAGAACUUGCUCUUUGAACGUAUCCCCAUCAUCCCCAGCAAGAACCCUGUAGCUCGACAGUAUGACGAGGACAAGGAAGACGAGGGUGAAUUCAUUCCGGGAGUAGGAGGCGGAGGAAUCGGGCGUGUCAAGAUUGCAGAUUUCGGUCUAAGCAAGAUUGUCUGGGACGAACAAACCAUGACGCCAUGCGGUACUGUCGGCUAUACCGCCCCCGAAAUCGUCAAGGACGAACGGUACAGCAAGAGUGUGGACAUGUGGGCACUUGGAUGCGUGCUUUAUACCCUCCUCUGCGGCUUCCCUCCAUUCUACGACGAGAGUAUCAACGUCCUUACCGAAAAGGUUGCCCGUGGAUACUACACCUUCCUCAGCCCGUGGUGGGAUGACAUCUCUGCUAGCUCCAAGGAUCUCAUCAGCCACUUGCUUUGCGUCGAUCCAACCCAACGAUACACGAUCGAUGAAUUCCUUGCUCAUCCCUGGUGCCAUGAAACCGAAGCACCUCUGCCUCCACCAACGCCAGCCGCCGUUAACCGAGGCAAUGCUCCAAUGGAUUCGCCCCUCUUGGCUGCUGUGCGCGGAGGAGCUCGCGACGGGCGGUCACCCGGUUUGGCCACCCUCAAGGAAGCAUUCGACGUCACCUAUGCCGUACACCGUAUGGAAGAAGAGGGUGCCCGGCGAAAACGCGGCGGCGGAGGGUUCUUGCACAACCUCAACGAGGAGGACGAGGAGGAAGAAGACUCGGAGACCAUCACGCGCAAGUAUGGUGCUGAAGUCGGGCGGGCUGUGGACGAGAGGCGAAACCAGCAACAGCAACAGCAGCAGCAGCAGCAGCACAACAACAACAACCACAGCAGCAGCAGCAGUAUUCGGGUGCAGGCGGAGCCGAUCGACGGUACGAUGAGAAAACGGGCUGGAGGCGCGUUCGAUCUUGACCUGAACAACGCAACGCUGCUCGGACGAAGGCACAAACGCACAGUCGAACCAAGUCCCUUGGGCAGGUUCGCACCUCAACAGCAACAACAGAAUGGAGGUAUAUUGGAUGUACCGGGCAGCCCGAUGCGGGUUGAUUAA